This is a messenger RNA of Gasterosteus aculeatus aculeatus (three-spined stickleback), 638 nucleotides long. RefSeq names its product melan-A (gene mlana). Gene Ontology annotation, cellular component: melanosome. Lineage: Eukaryota; Metazoa; Chordata; Actinopteri; Perciformes; Gasterosteidae. The record is from RefSeq and is a predicted model, not a curated record.
AACCCGUGACGGUCAUGAGGGUUUGUGGUGCCCCUCUCCUCUCUCCGACAUACCAAGGCCAGAUCUUUGAGGAGUGAAGGAACACAGAGCUACAAGGACCAAGAUACUCUCUGCAAUCUAAUUAUCCAAUUUGCUUAAUGCCCUGUAACCGUACAGACGGGAUGCCUCGUGGAGAUUUCAACAUUUAUUUUGCCAGCAGCAGGCGAGGAUACAUCAGAGCUGAGGAGGCAGUGGGCAUAGUUCUGCUGGUGGUAAUCCUGGCAUCUCUCCUAAUCCUGGGCUGCUGGUACUUCAAGAAGAGGAGUGGCUACAAAAUCAUCAGGCAGAGCCCUAGAUCGGGAACACCGAGUCACACAGAAGGCCAGUACUCAGAGGCGGGACCUUCAGCGGAUAACAAGAUGGCUGCCACUGACUUCGGCAGCUUCCGACCCACGGUUGCCAAUGCUCCUCCUGCCUACGAUAAGAUCUCCUCCGGGCCGCUGCCUCCCCCCUAUUCGCCCUGAAGGACUUCUGCAGAAGAUGGACAGAUGCCUGAAGAAACAGAAACACUGAAGAACAAACUGUUCUGUUGUCCGAUGAUGAAUAAUCCAAUGGUUUCUUAUAUGUCGUAGCUAAAUAUACCAAUAGAUGAAACUUUU